Cricetulus griseus (Chinese hamster) is the source of this 1464-nucleotide messenger RNA. Lineage: Eukaryota; Metazoa; Chordata; Mammalia; Rodentia; Cricetidae. The record is from RefSeq and is a predicted model, not a curated record.
AUGGCUACUUCAUGGACAAGCCUGUCUAGUAUUCAAAAAAUAGCCUUGGGCCUUGGAAUCCCAGCAAGUUCCGCAAUUGUCCACAUCCUAUACUGCCGAUACAGGGAGAGCAGAGAAGAACGAUUGCCAUUUGUUGGAGAAGACGAUAUCGAGAUAGAGAUGCGAAUUCCCCAGGAGGCUGUGAAGCUGAUCAUUGGUCGACAAGGAGCCAAUAUUAAACAGCUGAGGAAACAGGCGGGCGCUCAGAUUGACGUGGACACGGAGCAUGUAGGCCAUGAGCGAGUGCUGCUUAUCAGUGGCUUUCCUGUUCAGGUGUGCAAGGCGAAAGCAGCAAUCCAUCAGAUCCUGAGAGAAAACUCCGCGAUGUUUGAGCAACUCUCAGUCCCCCAACGAUGUGUGGACAGAAUCAUAGGGAGAGGUGGCGAGACAAUUCUUUCUAGCUGUAAGGCUUCUGGAUCCAAAAUUACAUGCGAUAAAGAAUCAGAGGGGAAGUUACUACCAAUCAGUGUGAGAAGAGAAGAAGUGAUGGAGCCAGGUGGAGCUGGUGAAGCAGCUUUAUGGAAGAAUACCGGUUCCAGCAUGGGGCCAGCUGUACCCCUGGAGGUUCCUCUCCGCAAAGGUGCUGGUGAUACGGUAGCUGCAGGACCAAAAGAAAGUUCCUGGGAGAAACCUAAUGAUGACAGUCUUGAGAAUCCUGGUGCCCAGAACAGUCCAGAGAAGUCCAUGAUUGAAGUUCCCAGUCCUGACUUCAUCUUCCAUAAGGAUGAGUACCUAGAAGGCUCUGAACACCCUAACCACUUCUGGAUCCUCAUUGGCUCCCACAUCCUCCAACUGGAUCAACUUCUCAUUGAGAUGACCCAGCACUAUGAAAAUAGUCUGCCUGAAGACUUAACUGUGCACGUAGGAGACAUUGUAGCAGCUCCUUAUUCUGCAGAUGGUUCCUGGAAUGGAGCCCAGAUUCUUGGUACCCUGGAAAAUGGGAACUUGGACCUCUAUUUUGUGGACUUUGGAGAUUGCUCACUGAAGGAUCUCAGGGCUCUCAGGAGUGACUUCCUGAGCCUUCCCUUUCAAGCAAUGGAAUGCAGUCUGGCACGAAUCGCCCCCUCAGGUGAACAGUGGGAAGAGGAAGCUCUAGAUGAGUUUGAGAGACUUGCUCACUGUGCUGAGUCGAAGCCAUUGGUAGCCAAGAUCUCUAGCUAUGUCCAGACUGGAAUCUCAACUUGGCCAAAAAUCCAUUUAUAUGAUACCAGCAAUGGGAAGAAACUUGAUAUUGGGCUAGAAUUAGUUCACAAAGAAUUAGUUCCUGGAGAUGUGGAAGAAGAUGGAACUGUCCCAGAUGUGUUAAAGGACAUGGCCCCUGAAACAGAUGCUUCUCUGGCCAGCAUGCUCAAUGAGGCCAAAAAGAGGCCUGAAGAGACACCACAUCCCCUAUCCUGCCUCAGCUUAUCAGAAGAAACUAUAUAG